Molecule: messenger RNA, 2474 nt
Organism: Tripterygium wilfordii
Lineage: Eukaryota; Viridiplantae; Streptophyta; Magnoliopsida; Celastrales; Celastraceae
Product: pentatricopeptide repeat-containing protein At4g31070, mitochondrial
Exons: 1
Coding region: 192-2051 (619 amino acids)
Biological process (GO): RNA modification
Molecular function (GO): RNA binding; protein binding
Source: RefSeq, a predicted model, not a curated record
CUACGAGGGGGCUUCAUGGCAGUAUGGAUUUUUGGCCGUCGAGUAGAGAACCCAGGCCGUAGGAGUGUCUGGCUUGAUCAUGAAGCUGGCGUGGGCCUUAUUGAGUACUGCUGGACAUAGUGUGAAGACUGGCCCAUACCACAAGAAACUAUAAUAUAGAUAGUUUGUGUUAAGCCAAUAGAGAACUAAUCAUGAAAUUAUUAUCAUGGACAAGAGUUGUAUCACUCUUGAUGCAUCAUCCUGUGAUCGGACGGUUCUCAUCAACCUCACACCUAGCUCAACCAAUCUCAAUCAUCCUCAGUCAAGUAAAAGACAUGGUGUUGAGAGGACUUGAUGACCAAAUACUGAAAUUCUAUAAGCAAGACCUUCACCCUUCUGGACUUUAUGAUUCAAACACUUUCGUUCUUCCUUCAGUCAUCAAAGCAUGCUCUUCUCAACAGUCCCAUGAGUUUGGUGUCCAACUUCAUGGCGUAGUCCUCAAAACUGGGUCUGAUGCAGAUCCUUUUGUUUCCAAUUCUCUCAUCACCAUGUACGCGAAAUCUUCAGAGACUGACUCGGCACGCAAGGUGUUUGAUGCAAUGCCUCAGAGAGACACCGUCUCGUGGAAUUCCAUCAUAAAUUGCUAUACUCAAAAUGGGUGUCUUUUAAGAGCAGUGGAAAUGAUGAAGGAGAUGUAUUUGUGUGGUUUUCUGCCAAAACCGGAGUUGCUGGCUAGCAUCUUGUCUCUCUGUUCUCAUACAGGGGAUUUAAGAUUAGGAAAAGUGAUUCAUGCGCUUGUUAUUGUGAAUGAGAGCAUUGAGAAUUCAGUUCUUCUGUCGACGUCUCUUGUUGACUUGUAUUUGAAGUGUCAUGAAUCAUUUAUGGCUUUACAUGUUUUUAAUGGAAUCGAGUUUAAAAAUGAGGUUUCGUGGACUGCCAUGAUUUCGGGAUGCAUUGCUAAUCAAAACUAUGAUUUGGCUAUCGGUUGCCUCCGAGCGAUGCAGGUUGAAGGGUUUAAACCUAACCGAGUAACUUUGGUGAGUGUUCUUCCAGCUUUUGGUGAACUUGGUUGCAUUAUACAAGGAAAAGAAAUUCAUGGAUGCGCUGUUCGACUGGGGUUUGAUACAGAUCACCAUUUUUCAACAGCUUUGAUAGAUAUGUACUGCAAGUGCAGAGGAGCAAUGCACUCUGGUAGACUUAUAUUCGAGAGAUCGAAAGCUAAAGAUGUUGUGAUGUGGAGUUCGAUUAUUGGGGGCUAUUCACGAAGUGAUGGUUUAGAGGCUAUGAAGCUCUUUAGGCGAAUGAGAGCAGAAGGAAUUGAGCAAAACUAUGUGACUUUAUUGGCAAUAGUUACAGCCUGCGCAACUCUAUCUUCGCUUAAGUAUGGACGUGGAGUUCAUGGUUAUAUAUUAAGGUUUGGAUUGAAUUAUAAUAUUUUCAUUGGGAACGCACUGAUAAAUAUGUAUUCAAAGUGUGGAUGCAUUGUCUCUUCACGUCGUAUUUUCAAUGAAAUGCCCGUUAAGGAUUCUAUUUCGUGGAGCACUUUAAUAAGCGCCAAUGGCAUUCAUGGUUGUGCUGGAGAGGCUUUACAACUCUACUAUCAGAUGCAAGAGAGAAAGAUAGAACCAGAUGCACCUGCAUUUCUGGCUAUUUUGUCUGCUUGUAACCAUUCUGGCCUUGUUGAGGAGGGAGAAAAUCUCUUCAAUAAUGCGAUUAAAGACAAAAUUCCAGUAGCUUUGGAGCAUUAUGCUUGCUUUGUUGAUCUUCUCGGGAAAUCUGGUAAGAUUGAAGAUGCUUGUGAUAUUGUAAGGACAAUGCCCAUGAAAUCAAGUCCAAGAAUUUGGACUUCAUUGAUAUCAGCAUGUAAAAUUCACGGAAGAUUUGAAAUGGCUGCACUGCUAGAGCACCAGCUUAUCAAAUCAGAGCCAGAGAACGCUGCAAACUAUGCUCUAUUGAGUAAUAUAUAUGCCGAGUCUGGUGAUUGGGUUGGUGUUGAACGGGUGAGAGAAGUUAUGAGAGAACAAGGAUUGAAGAAAUGCUAUGGUUUCAGCAGAAUUGAGCUUGAAAAUUAGAGGUAAUGGCAGGGUGAGAGCCAUUAUUCAUAUCAUGCAUUUCGAUGAGGAGGGUGAUCAUUGAGAGUAAACAGAUGAACGAAAUGUUAUGGUUUCAGCAGAAUUGAGCUGAAGAAAAGGAGAGUUCAUGGCAGGUUAAAGAGAUUGCUCCGGAGGAGUCGGGGUUGAAGAAAUGUGACCAUAUCCGCAGAAUGAGCUACUCCCUAUAUUACACAUUUGAGGUCUUAAAGAGUGAGAGGACCAGAUAAAAGCUGCAAUAAGUCAAGCAGUAUACCAUAAGCUUAAUAAUAUUGUCCUUACUUCUUAUAUCUGGCACUUUUUUUUUUCCGCGCAUAUCGAAGAAUGUUAUAAUGAAAGUUGAGGUCUUUAAUUUGUAACAUUGCAUGUUCUGAUUUCAUGUAAGUAGCUUGGUGAUCUCAUUCA